This is a messenger RNA of Pseudomyrmex gracilis, 3230 nucleotides long. RefSeq lists its product as uncharacterized. The coding region runs from base 434 to 1939 and encodes 501 amino acids. Lineage: Eukaryota; Metazoa; Arthropoda; Insecta; Hymenoptera; Formicidae. Gene Ontology annotation, biological process: apoptotic process; regulation of apoptotic process. The transcript is spliced from 5 exons. The record is from RefSeq and is a predicted model, not a curated record.
AAUCUCGGAGACGAGGAGACCGGCCCCCCGUGAGAAAGAGGAGACACCGUCGUCGGCAGUUAGUGAAUCAAGUCAGCCGAUCGGCGGACACAGCACGACCUGCCGUUGUCUUCCUUGUCCAAGUGAAAUAUACACCGCGAGUGUCGCAGCGCGGCUCCGUUCUCGUAGGAAAGAAGAUAGGCGGAAGAGAUCAAAAGGCGAAAGGAGGCAGAGACGGCGCGAGAAGGCGAGGGAGAGAGAGAGAGAGACACCUUACGAGGGUGUACGCGUGAGCAGGCUGGGCGGACAGCAACGCGACCGGAGAGAGCAGCAUCCCCCCCGAUAUAUGAUGCUACGUACGGCCGUCUUCGUCUUCGCCUUGGUGGUCGUUCCUUUGGAAUAAAGUCGCGCGCUUGCUGCUGGGACGGUUCUUUACCUGCAGGGCUAUGACGUAAUGGCAAGAGAGGAGUUACGGAACAAGAGACCUUUUAAGAUAUGGGACAGCUGGCGUAACGUAAGAAAGGGCCUGGUCGUUAGCAACUUCGAAGAGUUGAUUGUUCGGGGUAAGGAAAAGCUGGGCGUGCCACAAAACGAGAAUGUCUCGCUAGUUUUGGAGUCGGACGGCACACAAGUCGAGGACGGCGAAUAUUUCAAGACACUAGGCAACAACACAAUUCUGCUUCUGCUGCGGCAUGGUGAACGCUGGUGUCCAACUGGCGUCGACAUCAUACGCGCUGCAAUUUCGGCAAUCCCGAAAAUAGUGUGCGAGACGAUCCACGCGCUGGAACUGCACGAUGAGACGCCAUCGUGGAAAAUCAUGGACAAUAAAGGCCGAGUCACAGUGGUGCUGCACUGGGACCAGCGCUCGUCGUCGUCGUCUCAGGUGCAGCAGCAGCAAUCGAAGGCGGGCCAGGAUCCUCAAACCUCCAAGUAUUCACCGACUAAAAAAGCCGACCUGAGCGGCGCUCAGCGACCCUCCCUCGUGAUCCAAACCAGUCUGGACAAACUUGGCUACGACGGCAAGUCGGCGCACUUGCCCGGCGAUAUUGCUCCGACGCGGUAUACCAGUCCGCGAAUCACUGUGAUAAAUCAUGACGAUAUGCAGCAGCCGCCGUCGCAGCCGCAUAUAUCCGGUCGACUGGUAAAGCAGGGCACGAACUCGUUCGACAGCACAAUUCACAUCCACACGCCGCCGGAAUGCUCCAAUCACAUCCACGAGCCGCUCGCGCGAAACGGCAGUCCAGUGAACGGCGCCGAUGGCGGUCCAUCCGGAGAAUGUGACUUCCAUUGCUGCGCUCUGCACGAGGAGGGUCGCAGAAUCGCCGUGCACAAAUCGGUGGCGACGUCGCCGAUACAGGACGCGCAGCACGCCCAGUAUCAGGCGCAUCAUGCGCUCCAGCAACAGCAGACGCAGACGCAAACGCCGUCGCCGCAGCCGCCAUCCUCUCUGUCGGACGGCACCAAGCGACCCGGCCCCGGCAAGGGUCACGUGCGCUUUCGCGACACCGCCGACGAGGAAUCGAGCUCCCGUAUGGCGGGUCCCUCCGGUUUGCACCUGCGUCAGAAUCACGUCAACCAAUAUCAUCAGGAGCACGACAGCUCCGAAUCCGAGACGGAGAACACGAUAAUGGAGGACGAGAUCAUUACGUCGGAGAAGUUUCUGCUGCUGAUCGAUCAGCUCACGGUCGAUCAAAAACAUCACCUUAGCAUCAAGGACAUCGGCAUCAUAUUGGAGCGACUCAGCUCAAAAAUUCUCGACGUCGAGCGGCUGGAUCGCGACAGCGAAAGCAAGGAGUGUUACAACUGGACGAUCAAGGCGGUCAUCAGGGGCGAUGUUCUGCGGGAACUCGGGGUGAUUUACAACGGGAACUACUACACGAUCUCGGAGCAUCCGGGCUACAGGGAGGAGUCCGAGGACGAUAAUGAGGAUAACGAGAGGGAAGAGGAGGAUAGACUUUAAUAUGAUGGUGUUUUACUAGAUAGAUAAAUAGAUAGAUAUACAUCUAUUCCUAGUUAUUACUAACUUAGGACACAUGUUGGAAACAAGAACGGGAAAUAUCACGUGGCCUCUAUUAGAUCCGAGGAGUUUUCGGCUAUCGAAUCUUCCGCUUUUAUUUUGGAGAAGUCUAGCGCUUCCUACGAUCUUCCCAGGAUCUUCCCUCGCGUGAUUCCCCGCAAAAAAAAAAAAAAACAGUUUGAGUUUUCCUCCCGAGAAUUCCUUCGAGAGAAGAGAUUCUCCGAGAAGAUUUCAGGAUCUUCUGGAAUUCUUUUAAAUAUAUUAGACACACUCUGUGUUAAAGCGUCUAAGAAAAAAAACAGAGACGCCAAAACUCGUGCCAAAUUAUCAUUUAGAACUUCAGAUAUUAAUCUUACAGUUAUCUUAAGAGUUUCCGCUUCAGGUCCGUCUGCAUAUUUUUUGAUUGUAGGAAGUUUUAGAUAUCGAGAACUCUCUCAUAAAAAAGAUUAUACUUGUAUUAAAGUCCUCAUGUUUUAUCGCGCGUGACAACUUUGCGUGUGAAUUUGCGGAGGAAAAUCCGAAAAUCCUUAGCUUCUCCGAAAUUCGUGCUAUAUAUCCUCGGAUCAGGAAUGAGAUCAACGGAGAAGCGAGAACCGCGAUCGACGCGAGCGAAAUUAUAUAUUUGCGUCACGGAGAGAAAUUCAAAUUUGUAAAAUCGAAACAGCGACGGAAGGUAGAUCGCGAAGCGAAAGCAUUACCUACUUCUUCUGAAUGUGUUUUGUAAUAACGAAAACUGAUUGACAAAACAAAUCAGGGGGGAGGGGGCAGAAGAAGCGUAUCAUGAAUCAUGUAAUAUGAUACAUCUUCAUUAAAAAAAAAAAAAACUUAGUUCUAAAGACGGUUGUUGAAAUAUGUAUUUAUUAAACAAAUUAGUACAUAUACGUGGUAGGAAAACAUUUUUGGGAUUACGGACGUCGGUUCCGUAACCGUCCACAACACUGCCCUUACAAAAAAAAAAAAAUUAAAAAAAGGAUAAAAUAGCGCAAAAGAGUGAAAUAAGUGACGAACGAUGACGAAGAAGAAGAGACUGAACACAAAAAGAUGUGAAUAUAUAAUACAUGUGUAAAACGAUUCGACUCGGCUUAACUCGACUCAUUUAAGCUCGAUAUGGUUUUACUUUUGCUUUUUUUUUUUCAUCCACGACACUUCAAUUAACUACGUGGGAAUCUUUAUUGCAAAUAUAAAUUAUAUCUUGUUAAUUUUAUAAAUUACAUGUUUUUUUAUCCGCGAUAUU